Oryctolagus cuniculus (rabbit) is the source of this 600-nucleotide messenger RNA. The record is from RefSeq and is a predicted model, not a curated record. Lineage: Eukaryota; Metazoa; Chordata; Mammalia; Lagomorpha; Leporidae.
AUGGCGGAGACCGAGCCGAGCUUGGGGGCCCCCCGGAGUCCCUCAGCGGCGUCGCUGGAGAAACGCGAGGAGGAAGCGGGCCCGAGCUCAGACCCGGAGCGUAACUCCGCGGGCCCCUCCAUUCUAGAGGCCUCACCGCCUUCCCUGGAGCCCGCCGUCAAGGAAGCGAGUCCUCCGCCCCCCGCGGCCCUGGAGCUGCCCCUGGGCUCUGCGCCUCAGGCCGAGGCCGCUCCGCGCUCCCCGCCGGGCCCCGGCGGCUCCCGGCCCGGGCCCGAGACGUUCCGCCAGCGCUUCCGGCAGUUCCGCUACCAGGACGCGGCGGGGCCCCGCGAGGCGUUCCGCCAGCUGCGGGAGCUGUCCCGCCAGUGGCUGCGGCCCGACAUCCGCACCAAGGAGCAGAUAGUGCAGAUGCUGGUGCAGGAGCAGCUGCUCGCCAUCCUGCCCGAGGCGGCGCGGGCCCGGCGGCUGCGUCGUCGCGCCGAUGUGCGCAUCACCGGCUGAGCGGCGGGGCUGCGGUCCCAGGGCGUGGCGGGUGGGGCGUGGGGCGGCGAGAACCUGCUCCCCACUCUGUGAAUGAAAUAGAGUUUGGCAGCUCCCGUG